Nicotiana attenuata is the source of this 1032-nucleotide messenger RNA. RefSeq names its product myb-like protein F. NCBI's taxonomy places the organism in Eukaryota, Viridiplantae, Streptophyta, Magnoliopsida, Solanales, Solanaceae. The record is from RefSeq and is a predicted model, not a curated record. The coding region runs from base 1 to 1032 and encodes 343 amino acids. The transcript has a single exon.
AUGGCCAACAAACCUAAUGAGCAUAACCAGGAAGAUCAAAGAUCGAAUGAAAGGCAAAUCCAGAAUCAUCAAUUAGUGAACCAAGAUUUGAGAGGUAAGGCAAAAAAUGGAAUAGUUAUCAAUGAGCCUACCGAGAUGCAGAUGUCUCCCAUGGAGGAAGAUGUACCUGGUAAAGGUAAAAACAAAAUGGAGGAAGAAACCAAACAAAACAACAUACAGAGGAGUGAUCAAAAUAUUAACAAGAAGAAGAGGGUCAGAGUGAAAAAGAAGAACCAAAUCAUCGAUAGCAAUGAAGCUCAACUCCAAAACACAACCUUGGGAAAAGGCCAACCAAGUAGCAAGAAAACUGAUACAACAACCAAACCAUCGGAGCAGAAUACUAGCAACAAAGAAGACAACAACACUACCAUCGACAAUGAUCAAAACAGUAGACACUCGUUCCAGGAGAAUAAUACCAAUGGUGAGAACAACACCAAUCUCAUUGAGGAGGAAGGCAACAGCAGAAGCGGAUCAGAACAAAACAACAACAAAAACAACCAUGCAAUUGAUCCAGGAGAUGCCCAUAACACCUAUCUUAAACUUAUUAGUGGUACCAGCUUAGAAGAGGAUAAAGAGAGUGAAAAUAUGUACAUCUUCAAUAAUAUUCAAAUGGCAGAAUCAUCCUUUGAGGAUGACGGGGAAGAGGACAGCGAAGAAGAUAGUGACUAUGAGGAUGAUAUGAGCAUUGAAGAAACUGAUGAUUUCGAAAGUGUUGACAGUGAAAGCUUUCAGAAUGAGGAUCAACCUGUGAACCAUACAACUGAUGAUCAUGCGGUACAACUAAUUGAAACUUUCAAUUCCAAUGCUUUAGUGGAGAUAAAUGUAAGCUCUGAAAUUGAUAAGAUUGUUGAAAGAGCUCACCUAUCACCUAGAGGUAGAGGAAGAGGCAGAAAUAACAUCAAGAGGGGUAGUCACAAACCCAGAGGAAGAGGUGGAAGAUUCACCUAUCAACAAGCUGUGGUUAUACCACAGGAACAAAACCUCUCCAACUGA